Cylas formicarius (sweet potato weevil) is the source of this 7423-nucleotide messenger RNA. RefSeq names its product ras-responsive element-binding protein 1-like. Gene Ontology annotation, molecular function: DNA-binding transcription activator activity, RNA polymerase II-specific; RNA polymerase II cis-regulatory region sequence-specific DNA binding. Bases 289 to 4632 code for a protein of 1447 amino acids. Gene Ontology annotation, biological process: regulation of transcription by RNA polymerase II. NCBI's taxonomy places the organism in Eukaryota, Metazoa, Arthropoda, Insecta, Coleoptera, Brentidae. The record is from RefSeq and is a predicted model, not a curated record. The transcript is spliced from 5 exons. Gene Ontology annotation, cellular component: nucleus.
AUUCGUGACCGUAUUCCGCUUGCCGCUUCUCGCUGAGGACGCUGCACGAGCACUCCAAGACGCUGCACGUCAGUCGAGACAGAACACGACGGGAUCGACGAGGUGCGAGAUCGUCCAGUGGCGUGGUGUCGCGUGGUCCGCGCGAUUUCUGACUAUUUAUUUAUUUUUUUUUUGCUCGUCGGUCUGUCUUUUUAUAUUGGUUGUUCGCGCCGGUAUCGGUUGGUUUUCGGUGUUUUCGAUCGGCCAGUAUGGAUUAUCUUUUCGAGUUCCUGAGAUCAUAAAUUCGCCAUGCAAGGGGUCGUCUUUAUGCCGCAGAAUCCUCAGCAAGGCUCCCCACCUCCGAACGGCGUAACCGUCACCGACAUGGAAGAACUGCCCGACAUUAAACAAGAGCUUUGUGCCGCCGGUCAGAGCUACCAAAGCGACUCAGGCGUCUUCUCUGCCAACACGACUCAGGGCGACGCUGACGCCCGCAGCGACUGCAGCUCGCCCGAACGCAAGUACGUCUGUCCGAUCUGCGAUACCAUUUUGGCGUCGCAGCACGACUUCACCCUCCACAUCAGAUCGCACAACAACGAAUCCGAAGAGCAAAAGUCGUUCUCUUGCAAGAUAUGCCGCAAGGUGCUCAGCUCCAACUCUAGCCUCGACAGGCACGUGUUGGUUCACAGCGGCGAGAGACCUUUCCAGUGCAAGCACUGCGGCGACACAUUCACCACCAACGGAAACAUGCACCGGCACAUGAGGACUCACUCGACCAAAGAGAACUACGAAUCGGAUGGCAGUACGACAGACAGCGGCAGCUCCAAGAGCACCGAGUUUAACAACAACAAAGUAGACACGAAAUUCAACAACAAGAGGAAGCUGGACACGACCGAUUACGUUAGCAAAAGACGUGAAACGCGUCGCGAUGGCGAAGAAACGUCGCGAUUCCAGUGCCCCGUGUGCGACAGGUCGGAUUUCAGUACCGUCGGCAACUUGGAUGCUCACCUGGAAGACAAUCAUCCAGAGUAUCCGGCCAAAUGCACCUUGUGCAAGCAAGUGUUCUCCAAUAACAAACUGUUGAUGGUCCACAAGGCGGCGGCUCAUGAAACCAACCAGCCCAAACACCCAUCUAUACUCGGGUUCAAAGAUUUGACCUUCGUUGAUUUCUCCAGCAACAAGUUCCCUAUCAUCGCUAAGCACGAGUGCGAAACGAACCUCCAUAAGGUGGCGGGAGGAUUAAAGUUUCAAUGCCGCAAAUGCUCGCGAGCUUUCCCUUGCUCCAGCUCUCUGGAGAUCCACGAGAACUCCUGCGCGGACGUGCAGGCUUUGAAAUCGCACGACCAGAACAUAUCAGGUGCUGACAUCAGACGCGCUGAGUUUUUCUCCAGGUUGAACUUGAUGCAGGACGAGAAAUUCGCAAAAGAAGACCCGAUCAAACUCAGGGAACACCUCGCCAAAGCGAUGGACAACACGAGAGACUUAGCCGACAUCCAGUCGAUCUUAUCCAACAUCAACCUGCAGAAGAUGCACGCCAAACCGGCAGACCACAAACCCGCAGUCAAACCCAACGUCGAAGACUGCUCGAAGGGCGAACAGGACGAGGAGUCGCAGGACUCAUUCGCCAUAGAGUUCAGGAAAAUGAAGAUGCGAGGCGAGUUCCCCUGUAGACUGUGUACCGCCGUGUUCCCGAACCUGCGCGCCCUCAAGGGCCACAACAGAGCCCAUUUGAACGGUAACGCCAACGGCACGUACUUCUGCAACAUGUGUCCUCACUCGUCCGUCGAUAAGGCGGCGCUUAUCAGGCACAUGCGCACUCAUAACGGCGACAGGCCCUACGAAUGCUCACUUUGCAACUACGCAUUCACGACCAAAGCAAACUGCGAGAGACACUUGAGGAAUCGGCAUUCCAAGACUACCCGCGAAGACGUAAAGAAAUCGAUUAUUUACCACCCCUCCGAAGAUCCGACCAACGACGAUCUCAAUAAGCUCAAUGUCAAAGACGAACCGAAGAAAACUCCGACCCCAUCGGGAGUUGACUUGAGCGACUUCAAUCCUGUCAAGCUUCACUGUUCCACUCCCAAAACGGAGACCAAGCCUGAUUUUGCUUCACCCCCUUUGAUUCCCGACCUACAGGCACUGCAACCUACCAGGUUUCCAGCAGCGGUCGACUUUAUUCGUAACGAAAACAUUCGAUCGUUAAAGAGAGGCAUCUCGAAUUUCUUCCCCCAGCCAUUCGGUCUCCUCCCCAAGCCCGAGAACCUAACACCAUCCCUCCAGGUGAAAAAACUCGACCAGUUGCAAGACCAACCACGAGUAUUCGAGCCUGAACCUUACCGGGAAGAACCGCCUGUGGUGGAAGAGGCCCUAGAUUUAAGCAAGAAAAAAGUAGAGCCUGCGGACGUGGCCAUGGACGUUCCUCAAGACCUGACCAAAAAGUCGUCGCCAGCAUCGCCGAGAUUUCCCAUUAACGAGCUGCUGUUGAAAUCGCCUCCACAGAUUGACCCAGCCGCCCUUUAUGCCACCCACCUAGCGCACCUCUACCGAAGCGGUUUUCCUGGAUGGACGGGCUUUCCAGUCAACCCCCUGCUCUUCCCCGCCUUGCCCGGUCCUCAAGAGAUCAAGGAGCGCAUGCAACGGUUUCAAUUGUGCGGAGGCAGCGUCAUUGGCGAAGACUUUAAACCAUUCCCGAAUAUUCCGCCUCCAACGGCCGACGUUACGGCUGCUAAUUUGACCCGGGAACCAGAGAUGAAACCGUUGAAUCUAAACGUGGAGACCGGUUUCAGCGACAGCAGUCCGAGGCUUCAGAGUCCUGGUCAGCAGACGGUCAACGGAGACCCUAUGCAGUCGCCCAACUCGGUCAAAAUGGUAAUCAAGAACGGCGUGUUAAUGCCGAAACAGAAACAGAGGCGCUACCGGACGGAAAGACCGUUCACCUGCGAGCAUUGUUCAGCUAGAUUCACGCUGCGCUCGAACAUGGAGCGACACAUCAAGCAGCAACACCCUCAGUAUUGGUCGCAAAGACAGAGAGGUAAUAUCGGCCACCCACCCAGGAAGAUGGUGAGCGGUGUAGUGACGAAACCGACCUUUUGCGACUUGAACGUGCCCAGUUUCGAGAUGCCGAAAGUGUACGACUACCAGGAGUCGAAGGAACAGAUCAGCGAAAAGUUGAAGUACGCGAUACUCGCGCAGCAGUUGCGCUCGAAUCUUGGAGGAGGAGCGAAACCCAUAGAGAACGGUAAGAAAGAGGAAGACGAAGACUGCGAAUUGGUGAUCGACGAGAACGAUGAUGUCAACGGCCAAAGGAGCGAUCAAAAAGCAGUAGGAAAGGGAGAGGAGGACCUGGUACCGGUGUCGAGGUUGCUUGAUAACGCGUCGCAGCAGCAGUUUAAACAGUUUUUUAAGCGGGAUCCGGAAGACUCGGAGGUGGGGGCGAGCGAAGAAGACGAAGAGGGUUUAGUAGCGGGCGGCAGCACCAGCGAGGAGAACGUCUCCGGGACCGAUGAAAACAAAUCGGAAUCGGAAACUGCGGCAACCGCAGCACCGGCCAAGAAGAAAUCCGCGUACUCUCUAGCUCCCAAUCGAGUCAGCUGUCCGUAUUGUAGCCGAAAAUUCCCUUGGACCUCCUCUCUACGACGCCACAUCCUCACCCACACCGGUCAGAAACCGUUCAAGUGCAGUCACUGCCCUCUCCUCUUCACCACCAAAUCCAACUGCGACCGUCACCUGCUGCGAAAACACGGCAACACGGCAACCACCAUCACCAACGAGGUGGCUGGCAACGCAGCGGCGGCAGCAGGCUACCUCAUGCGGAAUGUACCUGAGAGGCCGUUUAAGUGCUCCAGCUGCCCUAGCAGCACUUUCUCCACGUACUCCAACCUGAAAAAACACAUCAACGGCAAACACUCGACCAAUGCGCAAGGCGACGACAUCAAAGCUCAGGGUUACGAAGCUGGCAGUUCUGAGGACGAGAAAGGAGGGACCCAAACUGAGACUAAAAACGAAUGGGAAAACCAAAUCGGAUACGGCAGGUUCCCCGUCGAACCGCACGCAAACCAAACGCUCAACUCUGAUCUGCCUUUUAAGUGUCAUUUAUGUGAAGGUUCGUUUGCCGAACGUCACGACGCUUUAGACCAUACCAGGGACAAGCACGCUUCCGAAUACGAUCUGCUGAUGUCCAAGAAUGCGUUGGAUACGAAUGCGACUACACCAGAUGAUGCUGCCCACCAUGACGACGACGACCAAGACGCUCGGGGCAAGUUCCCAGAUUACAGUAACCGGAAAGUGAUAUGCGCAUGGUGUAUGCGAAGGUUCUGGUCCGCAGAAGAUCUGCGCAGACACAUGCGCACACAUACAGGUGAACGACCGUUCAGCUGCGACAUCUGUAGGCGUAGGUUCACCCUGAAGCACAGUAUGUUGAGGCAUCGAAAGAAACACAACGUUAAUGGAGGUCCGGAUCAGGAUGGAAACGGGAGCGAGGAUGAAGGGAUAGAGAAAAAGAACGGCGAAAAGACAGACGAGUCGGACGGGAACGAGGGUGAUCUUAUCAGUAACUUGUUGGGAAUUAGGGACAGGUCGAUCAUAGAUCGGGUGUUGGACGCGACUGCUGACGACGCAGCUAAACUGCUAGGCGUGAAACCCAACAUUAAGUAACGCAGCAGGGUUGGGGGUAUUUUUAUUUCAAUAAAUUGAAUGGGUUUUUGGUAUUCGCCAAACGGAGCCGACACGAAGUCUGUAGAAACAGGACGAUACAGGUGUGAGCGAUGACCGUUACGCUAUUAUUUAUUUCAGGGAGUUGGUUUGCCCGACCGAAUAUUGACACACAAUUCUAAUAGAUUUCUCACUAGAUACCAAUAUGUUCUACUUUUGCUCUAACGCCCUUAAUAUUUUAAAACAAUAGAUCAAAUAGAUCAAAAACUCCAAAAAUAAAAACCGAAAACUUAACACAAAACAUUAGUAAAUAGUAGAUGAUUUAUCUCAAAACACAUAUAAAUGCUUUUGUAAACCGUAACCUCACUUACUGUUUGGUUAAAAUGUUGGACGAGUCCAAGUUCUUCCACUUGAUUCAUAUUCCACUGACUUGAACCUAAUAAUGGCAAAGUGCAAUAGGUAUCCUAAUUGUAAACUAAUUUAUUAGACUGUUCCUGAAAAGCUGAAAGGUACAAAUCCUCCUUACGGCUUCAAAGUAAACAAAAAAAAACAAGCUAAACGCUAAACGCUUGACAACUUGACAAAAAUAUUAAAAAUUAUCAACGAUGCAUAUUCCAUAUUAUGUUGUUGUUGUUGUUAUGAAACAUUGGGCUGCUCGCUUAUUUAUGCAUAUAUUGUCGUUUUAAGUAAAUUUCCAAAUGGACAAGGACGAAACGACCCGAAAUGCUUAAGUGAGGUUAUAGUCACAUUUUCACUAGGUUACACAGUAAUUAAAUCAAAUCAACAGGUUCGCAAAAAACGUUUUCUCUCUGUGGUCCGCUACUGCCAAAGAGAUUAUCGAGUAUCGAUCCAGUUCACACUUUAAAUAUUUGCCACUUGCCUGGAUCGCUCCGUCUGCGCCUCGGGACAUCGUGUUGGCUUCCGUACUCGCGCAGAAAGGGAAAACAACCGAAAAGAAUUGUGCCGAUGGUAGCGUCACAAACGCCAUUUAUUUCGGACAGGUCAGAGCCGUGUUACGCAUAUAUUUUCGAACUGCAUAACGAAAAUUAUUCGGUUAUUUUCUGUUUUAUUUAAGGUGUAGGGUUUUACGUGAAGUAAUGAUAUAAAAUAUCGAUUUUCUCUAGUCAGGUUUAUCCAAUAAUAUAAGCAUUCGAUGCGAAUGUUGCUAUUUUAUCUAACUUUUGUUAUGACGUUUUUAAUGACAAAAUCAAAAAUCGAGUGAUUUAGAGUGUAGUAGACUAGUAGACAGUUUUACGUAUAUAUCUGAGUAUGUUAUAAAUUAUUUUCCAUUUUCGUUGUAUUUUGUACAUAUAUUAAUUUAACAGAAUACGGUCUAGGUAUACCAAAAAGUAAAUUAUUCCACGGUUGUGCGGCGUUGCCGCAUCGCGGUCGCCGAAAAACUGAAGAUUUUGGGUGUGUACAUAGAUAUUGUAGUGCAUUCGCCUUAUAUCUUAUAGAAAAAUAAUGUGUCUUACAUUGUUGCCUCAAAGUUUAUGUAUAUACACAGUUUACAAGCAAUAUAUCUAUUCUUUUAAAUAUAUAUUUAUACAUGAGGUUUCUCGAGCGUUCUAAAUAAUUAGCUUAAAAAGAUUAAAACUGCACCUAGAAUAAUGUGUUAUGAAAAUUUGGAAAUUUUAUUCGUUUUUUUUUAUUUCGUUUGUUUGGUAGGGUCGGACGAUACUUUCAAGUGAUUGUUUAAUGAUGCAAUUAUAUUAAUGUUCGCGUACAUGUCGGGAGGGUAAAACAUUUUUAGCGAUGGCAACACUGUCGGCAGCUGUUGUCUGUUAUUUAAUUGCAAGCUUGUACAAAAAGCAAUUAUUUGCAUCGUUAAACAAGUGUAGAUAAAUUUAGUGUUAAGUUGUUUCAAAUCGGUAAAGUAAUUCAAUAAUUUGAAACAUUUUUUUUCUUCGAAUUCUCUAUAAAAGCUAGACGUAAGGUUUUUCUUUUUGUUUGCACAUUGUAUAAUGUAUUUUUCACACAUGUUCACACCGCGUGUCUUAUUACGAGCUUUUGAUGAAAACCCCUUAUUUCCGCGUGGAAGGUUUCUUCGGAUGAAAAGCUAUUUUUAGAGUCUUUGAAGCAAUAAAGUAUGUUAGAUUCGUAAGAGGUUAUCGUUAGAUUAAUCGCGGGUAUUUCCCUGACCAUCAUGUUUGUAUCAUUGUAAAUUAUUGUCUAUGCCAUAUUACGAUGUACUUAAGUUGUUUGGUUUGAAAUGUGCACCCGGAAAAUUGUCAUUUGUUAUGUACCUUUUCUUUUACGCUAUUUAAAUAAAUUGUCAUAUAAAAUAAACCUGUUUGCUUUUUUUUCCUAGCUUCUAAAAAUACUGCAAAGUUUAAACGAGGUUUAACUUUAAAACAGAUCGACCAAGCCGUCCAUGGCCGUUACUAUAAUGAAUGUUGACACACUGCAGAUAAACAUUUGACAUCUUAGCAAAAAGUUUUAGGUUAUAAGUUAAACGGUUGUUUGCAUAAAGUUUAUUUGAGGUAAAAAUGCCGAGAAGUACUCUGAUUGAUUUAGAUGUUGACAAAUUGUUUGAGGAGAAAAGUGUAGAUGAAAUUAUAGAGAUAGAAAAAUUAAUAAAUGGGGAAAUUGACAAAAAACGAUCAGAACUUCGGUCUAUGGUGGGGGAUCGCUAUAAAGACAUACUAGCCGCCUCAGAUGCCAUAAAGUCAAUGAAAACUAUAUCCGAAGACAUUGUUAAAACUAUUGACCAAAUUACGAAUACAUGCAAAAUAUUAAUAACAGCACCGGAUUCACCUAAAACAAAUGCUACACGUGAUACUAUCCUUCUCAA